ACUAUCGUAAGUGCAUUCAGUAAAGCGCGUCACUGACGUACGCUUGACCAUUUUCAUUCUUCCAAUUUAGUCAGUCGUAGUCUUCCAUCGUGAAACAGUGAACAAAACAAAGUGAUCUAGUAUCGUAAUUGAAACAUAUAUAAACAAGUCUUCAGUAACCUGAUAUCGGUGUAAUAAACUCAAUAUAGUGCUUAAAUUUUUUGAAUUAAAAAGUGAAAGGACUAACGACGAACAAUAAAAAUCAAAAUGAUCUUCUAUUCGGUAUUCUAUUUCUUCGGUAGCCUCUAUAAUCUCCUCAUACUACUCGAUUAUUCUCAAUUCAAAUACCAUGAAGACGACUAUUUUUUUUAUCAAGAAAUAUUAUUAACGUUCGGCGUAAUAUCAUAUAACAUGAUGGCUUUCUCCUCAGUGAUUAAGGAUUAUAAUAGUAGCAUGGAUCAUCCUCUUAUAGAUGACUACGUGUACAUCAUAAGAAGUCUAGGAAGUGAUACAACUGAUAGUCCCAACGGAUAUUUAUUUACUCAGAAUUUGAGUGACAGAAUAUUUCUGUUGAUUACAUUUUUGGCUGGAAUGUUCAGCUUAACAUCAAUUAGAAAUCCAUACUGGGAUGUAUCAGUUUACUUUAAUUUGUAUAUUGUGAUAUCAUAUUUACCAGCUUUAGUCUUUACUAGCAAAAAAUUACUAAGAACAUCAGAAAUAAUCGAAAAUAUUGAUCGUAAAAUUAAUGAAUUGGAGACAAUUAGACCAGAUAGAAAACGAGCUUGUGAAGAAUCAAUCACCGGCAUUAUUAAUGAGCUCAAUGUAGUCAAUAUAAAAAUAUGUACGUAUUGGAAUGGAACUUCGGAUAUUUAUGAAAAUUCGAUUUUAGUAGCAUCCAUUCAUUUGAUAACGAAACUGACAUUAUUUUCAACUUACACAAUCAAAGCAUACUUUACUGAAGGUAGAUGCAGUAGCAAAGCUAACCUAGAACUCAUAGAUGUUUUUCUGUUAUUAAUCUUCUUUCUUUGUCGUGCUGUUUAUUUUUUCAUUAUAGAAGAUCAGAUCCAUAGUAUUAAAAAAACUGUAGAGGAGAUACUGAAAAAAAGUGGGAAAAAUAGUGUCCGAGUUGAAGCAGCUUUACAAGAGUUCUCACAUACGCAUAAAUCCGUAUAUUCUAUACCUGAUGUUCCUAGACCGUUCUUUGAAAGAAUGCGGAGAUUCAUCUGGACUUCUGAAGUUAAUCAGUCUCCGAUUGAUGCCAACAUUUUGAAGGAUAUCUCUAUUUUGACAUUGAGUUUAUUUAUUGUUAUUAUGACUACCAAAGUACUUCUUGCUGUGCCAACUUUACGUGCUAAUGACCUAUGCAACCUUUACGAGUUACCAAACACCUACAUUCAAAAAGUUAAGUGGUUUCUAUUAUUGCUGUUCGUAAAAUUGAACGUGUUAGAGAGAUUUUGUGAUAGACUUUCUAAUAAUCAUGCGUUUGGAGUAAUCACUUAUGUUCUUAUAUUUUUCCUUUUUCAUGUCAAUAGUUAUUAUAAUCUGUGAUUAAUUUCAAAUUUGUGUAUUGUAUAGACAGAAAAAAUUUAUUUCUUGGCGCAAAAAAAAUUUGCAUUAUGAAAUGGAAACAAAAGUUUUCUUACGACUAGAAAAAAUUUAUUGACGCAAAGAAUUUCUUUUCCACCCCAAGAUAAUUUUCGUUUUUAAUUCAUAAAGCAAAAAAUGUCUUGGGGCAAAUGAAAAUUUCUUUGGGAGACUAAAAAUUUUUCAUGCCAAGAAAUCAUUUUUUAUGUGUAGCUCACAUUAUUAAUAGAGUAGGUAUCUAUAUUCUGAUACGUCAUUGGGUAAACAAAAAUUUUCCCAACUCGUAAUUUAAUUGUAAUUAUUUUAAUAAUCAAAUUUAUGAUUCUUAGAAAAUUUCCUUUACUUGAAUAUUUUUAAUCAUGACAUUAUUUAUAAAGGACAACAAUAAGUUACUUUUCUUUGCAAAUCAUUUUAGCUGUAUUUGAUUACUACACUAUUUUAUUACAGACAAAUAUGUGAGAAAAAAAUAUAUGAUUGUUUAUGUAAAAAAAAUAAUUGUUUUUUAAUUAAUUUGUAAUUAAUAAUAAUAAAUGGAAGGAUAUUAAUAAAAAUAUAUUAGUGUAUAAAAUGAAGCAACAAGAAAAUCCUAUUAAAUAUGUAAUCAAAUACUAGAAUCAAAUAUUGUACGCACGAUAUUGUUAUGUAUUUUGAGCUGAUGUGCAAAAGCUCAUGGUGAUUUUUUAUAUUAAAAUUUAUUGACCGAUGAAAAAAUAACAAUAAUAAUGAGUUUA
Messenger RNA from Microplitis mediator, 2294 nucleotides. RefSeq lists its product as uncharacterized. The transcript has 4 exons. Bases 247 to 1527 code for a protein of 426 amino acids. The record is from RefSeq and is a predicted model, not a curated record. NCBI's taxonomy places the organism in Eukaryota, Metazoa, Arthropoda, Insecta, Hymenoptera, Braconidae.